Fomitopsis serialis is the source of this 2388-nucleotide messenger RNA. RefSeq lists its product as uncharacterized. Bases 1 to 2388 code for a protein of 795 amino acids. Lineage: Eukaryota; Fungi; Basidiomycota; Agaricomycetes; Polyporales; Fomitopsidaceae. The record is from RefSeq and is a predicted model, not a curated record. The transcript is spliced from 15 exons.
AUGCCAUCUGGACAUGAGAGCCUUGGGGUGCACGCUCGCGGGAACUUCGGAGCGCCGACGGGGGACAGCGCGCAGAGUUCGCUCGAGCAUCCCAUCAUGUCUAGCCCGCGUGCCACUCGAUCCAGCGCCAGGAAACAGGAAGACACGGACAAUGGGCCCACAACCAGGGCCGCAAAGUCUAGAGAUCGGAAGACAGUCAAGGCAAGCAAGCUGGGCGCGGCGAGUAAGAAAUCAACCUUGGCAACAAGCAAGAAAUCCACGACAACAAGCAAGAAGUCCACAGGGGCAGGCGAAGGCGACAGUGGCGAAGAGUGGUCACCCACGCAGCAGAAGCAGCUGGAUGAGCUGCUGAAACGCAAGGCUGCGUUGCAGAGGGAGCAGGACGAUGAGUGGCGGGAAGACACGCGCAAGCGUGCGGCCGCUUUGGCCAUCGAAGAGCAAGCUUCAGACGAGGAGGAAGAUCUGCAGCCCUCACGCAAGAAGGCGAAGAUGGUGCCGGAACCAGCUUCCGGGUCAGACGACGAUCGCAAUGGUGAAAGCAGAAGCAAAGGCGAGGGAGCCGGUCAGGGCGACCAGCAGGAGCAGGAGCACGAUGGUGACAUCGCAAUGGAGCAGGUUGCGCCUGCUCCGUCUCGUCCUAAACCAAGGCCAGCCUACAAGGGUGUGAGGACGCUAACCGAGGGAGAGCAGGCCAUCACACAGAAACUCGACAUAGUGCAGACGGCCAACAGAAAUAGAAAGAAGUCGGAGAUGACGGACAGCGAGCACAGUGACAAUGGAGGUGAUGAGAGAGUGUCGCAGAAGAAAGCAGCUCCAGGGAAGAACACAAGCUCAGUCACUGUGACUCAGACCAACAAGACAGCUUCCUCGAAGGGCAAGGCGCGAGCUGCAAGACAGGAUUCGUCUGACGAUGGUGACCAAUUGGAUGCCACACAGUCAAACAGCUCGGAGGCUGAGAACGAUGACGGAGAAAGGUUGAGUGAGGACGAGGACGAUGUCAUAGAGAUGCCGCAGACGAACACGAAGAAGGCGCAUACCUCGCAGCGGACCAAUUCAAAUCUGCGUGUCCGCAUGAAAGCCAGCGACCUGCCCGUCGACAUGAAGCCGCUGGUCAACAUGGCGCAAUACUGCCUGCGCAAUAUACUGGGUCUCAGGACCACGUGGACGUCGGACACGACGAUCACGAGCUCCCACCUCGUGUCAAACGACGUGCUUGUCACUGAUGCCCUCAAGGAUGCGCGCGACUCCGUCGACAAGGAUGGCAAGAAGAUGGUGACGGUGCGUGCCGCGUAUAGGAAGUUGAGGAAUGGGCGGGAAGAGGAGGGUAACACCCAGCGCAAGAAUGUCAGGGAUGUGCUUCGCAACAAGAUGAAGAGAAAGGCGAAGGUUAUUGUCGAGCAUGCAUACGGCUUGAACGUCAUGCAGGGUCACAAGCGGACUCAACUUGUGAACUGGCUGCUGACGACGCACAUCAUGAAGGUGAGGGGUGGCAAGCGAAGCAUCCCUAACUUUGUGUUUGGGGAGAUGCAGGUCAUUUGGGACAACAAGAAUACCAUCAGCAAGAAAUCACACGUCAAGGCCGAGGUACCAUUCCGACACCCUGCAAUCGCCAAGAUCAUCGCGCAGCAGUGGUUCGUGGGCCAUGCCAAGUCGACCACCCCGACGGAGGAGUUCAGUGAGGUCCCGGACAACCUAAUCGCAUUGGUGUGCAACUCCAUUGAGCUUGGCUUGAGGGAAGUCGCUGCGAACACAGCGGUGUCAUUCUCAAACAAGCUGUUUGCACCCAAAUGGGAUGACCUCAUGUCGAUCCUCGAGGCAAUGGAACAGAACGUGCCGGACUAUUACACGGCGACCAAGAGGCUGCUGUGGGAGGGCAUCAAGGGAAGAGCAGAGAGCGGUGUCGGUAUCGACACGGUGGACAGCGAGGACAACAACAAUAUGUUCAUCAACUGGUUGAAGCUGCAGACUGUUGCACUUGAAGAUGACCGCGCGGAUCAAGACGAUGCUGAGGCGUCCGGUAGCGGUGCCAAGACGAAACCUGCAGUGCAACCGAAGCCUUCAUCUGGUGGCACAUUGAAGAAGACAGCCGGGUGCACUAAGCCGUCCUCUAUGUCAGCAGCUCCUGCAACGAGAAGCCGAAGACUGGUUCCUCAAAAGGCAAAGCUGUUGGCGCAGCUGCAGAGCCAGAAGCAGAUGCAGCUUCAGACGGCAAUGCCAUUGAGGAGCAGGCCGAGCAUGACAGAGGCACACCAGCAGCUGAAGAGCACGACCAGUUGGACAACACUGAGGGAGGAGAUGCCUGAUGGAACAGCAGCUAUCCCUAGCUAUUCGUUGCUGUACCAAACUCGAUGUGUCAAUAUGAUUUACCGCUCCCGAAUCAAAUCCUGA